This is a messenger RNA of Radiomyces spectabilis, 516 nucleotides long. RefSeq lists its product as uncharacterized. The transcript is spliced from 3 exons. NCBI's taxonomy places the organism in Eukaryota, Fungi, Mucoromycota, Mucoromycetes, Mucorales, Radiomycetaceae. Bases 1 to 516 code for a protein of 171 amino acids. The record is from RefSeq and is a predicted model, not a curated record.
AUGCGUAUCGUGCCAGUGCGGUUAUCUACUUCUUGUUGCCACAAAAAGAAGGAAGAGCCCAAAUUUUUCAGCACUGAAUUCUGGUCGGAUAAAGUAGCAUGGCAACGCACACGUGUCAAUACUUUAAGAUGCCUGAUAGGAUGCACAAGUGGCGACUUUUCCACCAUGUGGUACUUACAGCUAUAUCACCCUGAUCUCUCUCCCAUGACCAGCAUGGGAUUGGCAAUGAUGGCGGGUCUAUCAACAUCGCUGAUCCUGGAAACUGUGCUAUUACGUCGUUCGAUGAAGGUACCUUACCCAGCAGCAUUCAAAACAGCAAUGGGGAUGAGUUUUGCUUCAAUGAUAGCCAUGGAAUUAGCCGAGAAUGUAGUGGACUGGCAUUUGACCGGAGGUCAAGUGCUAUUCCAGGACCCCAAGUUUUGGAUGGCAGCAGCGGCAAGCACUGUGGCAGGAUACGUGGUGCCAUUACCUUACAACUACUGGCGCUUGAAAGCUCUUGGUAAAGCUUGUCAUUAA